This is a messenger RNA of Vigna umbellata (rice bean), 454 nucleotides long. The record is from RefSeq and is a predicted model, not a curated record. Lineage: Eukaryota; Viridiplantae; Streptophyta; Magnoliopsida; Fabales; Fabaceae.
AAUUACUGUGGGAAUUGAGCCUGAAGAUGUUUGCAAAACGCCUCAAUGGGAUAUGGUUUUCAUCACCAAAACAAUGUCUGGGCCUGUGACUGGCAACACUCAUGAUUGGAGCCUACAGAGAUUGAAAGCACGUGAUUACUCACCUUGGAAAAAUUCGACAUUUGAAAACCAUUUUUUUGAGGAGCUCCUUCAUCCACCAUCAUUGGCCAUGGCUGAUGCAUGGACAAAACCUUACUCAAGGGAAUAUGCAGCCUUCCCAGCUCCAUGGCUCCGUGCCUUCAAAGUUCUGGCCUCCUACCCACAGACACGCUUGAGAUGUAUAUGUCUCGAUAUAAGAUGGACUGAUUUUGUAGAGUUAGGACGUGUUGAUAAUGUGUAUGGUGACCGCAACCUCAUUUGCACCCUUCUCCCAGCAUCACAGGCUGUUGAAGAAGAAGCUGCAGCCACAGCCUAG